AUGUCAGUUUCUCAACACUCGCAAACCUCAGAAGAGGAUGCAGAAACAAUCACUAUUCCUAUUGAUCGGUCGUUUAGUGAUGGCGAUCCGUCUACUUGGCCUACAGAGCCCCGGUUCGGGAUGCCGGAUGAUACAUGGUAUCGGGAGAAGCUGGCCAUCAUGUGGCUGAAGGAGACGGGGGCUUAUGAAGAGGUUUGUAUCAACGUUUGUGUAAUUUCUUUGCCUGAUUGGACGGGUCGCGAGCGGACGGUUUGGAUUCAUUACAGUCUGCCAGAAGGCUAUGCGGUCUUUGACAGGCCGCGUUGGACAAAUCCAGACAUCGUAAGUACUGCUACUGAACUGUGGGACUUAUAUACUGACCGACCACAGCGUGACCGAUUUCUCUGGGGACAUCCACUUGGGCAGUACUUCCCCUCUACAAUCCAGUUCUUUCCACACUUCCUAUACCUGAUGAAGGGUGGGAAGGAACCGUGCCCUUGCAUUCUUUGCGAGAAAUUGGCAAAGAAGAACCAGCGCAUCAAAGUGAAACUCAAGGACAGGGGUGAAAUAGAUGAGCCCAUCUCAGAACCUUUAAGUAUGGACUGGAAGUCCGAAAGACCUGGCCUGGGGGAGUAUCUGCAAAAACUAAGAAUGCAACCUUCCUAUGUUCCUCGCGCUGGUGAAAUUGUCCUCUGGGUUCCUAAUUUCGAGGGCGAGUUGGCCUGGAACCCAGAACACGCACGCGUCGAGAUGUACGACCCGACCGUCGAUCGGUUCAUAGGCGUUCCUGAGUGGCGAGCAGGCAUCGUCGGCCAGGUCCCAGAGGAAGACACGGUGCUGCAGGAUAUAGUCGAGACGGCUAAUAAGGAAUGGGAAGUGAAUUAUUCUGGAUUCCGUGUUGAAACGUUCCCCGAUCCCAACAGCGCGGACAAGAGCUACUCACUGCAGUACAAGUACGUUCACCUGAAAUGCAUCAAGCCAUUCAAUGGGUACGAGCUCUUUUUGCAGAAUAUGCCCCGGGACGAACUGCACCCUUCAAUCGAGUACGCCAUGACCGUCAUGUCAUCAUUCAGCCUACUUGAAAAAUUCCAUUUUCGAGGAAGGUGGCCGAAUGCGUCCAUCUACUGUAUGGGCAUAUUCAUUGGGGCGGAACUCCUCAUUGUAGGAGAUGCCGUCCGCUUGAAACCGGUGGGCUAUUCGCUCAGUAGCGGCCAAAAAGCAGUUACGGACGUCAUGGUGAUCGACGAGAUCCGGCUCGAUCUGAUCCAAUGCGUUGAUGACAUCAAAUCAGACCAGCUCGCAGAGAGAUAUCAGGUGCGCCUUGGAGGCAAAGUCUACACGAACAACCGCCAGCGAGCGGUGAUAGACAACUCGAUGCAACCGCCCAAACCCCUAUCUCCCGAAGAAGUUCUCAGCGUCUUCCAGUACAUCGGCAUGAGCGGGUACGGGGACUGGUAUAGUCUCAACGGUGGUAAGACGGUAGACAUCUCCCAGGGGAUGGUCAUCGGCCGGUGCUAUGAACCCGAUGCCAUGCGGCUGCUGUUCGGUAGUCUCUCGCUGGGCCGGGAUCUGCACGGCGUGCUGAGUGGACGACAAUACUCUCGGCAAGCGGAUGAGCGUAUCCCGGAAGGCAAAGACUGGUUCUGGGGCGACUUCCGAACGCAGACCCUGGCGGUCGAGACGCUGAACGGCGAAGACGUCGGCCAUUACAGUGAAAUCCGCGAUGUGAAGAUGUGGCGGGCCAAUCUGAAGGUCAUCGAGGGCAGAGCCACUGCAGCUGAUCUCAGAGAGGCCAAGAUUCCCGGCGAGCUCGGACGACCGAGCCACAAGUCACGAUCGGCGUUUGCGGAGGUGCGCAAGACGAGCAAGCUGGUGAGCACUGGUCUAGGGGCGGUUAUCACGGAUGUGAGCAACAAUUCCAGCUCGGCGGACGAGAGCAAUGCCCAGACUCGGAUGAACACUGAAGACGAAGGGGAGGAAGAAUCGCCCGAGGAUGAGGAGGAUUUUACGUUGCGUUUGGAGGACCUACGAGGAGGGACUGAGGAGACAGAAGGUGGAGACUACGUGCCUGGGAACGAUGGGCAUACGGCAAAGCGGCCAAAAACAUGA
Messenger RNA from Aspergillus fumigatus Af293, 2088 nucleotides. Lineage: Eukaryota; Fungi; Ascomycota; Eurotiomycetes; Eurotiales; Aspergillaceae. The record is from RefSeq and is a predicted model, not a curated record.